CGCAUCUGUUUUGUUUAAUUAUUUGUAUCAUGUUAGUGGUUCGUAGUAUCACUGAAAUAUAUCAGACCCACCGAGCUCCACGGCUGGAAUCGAAGCCAGAAAAAACGAUCUGCUCUGGCAUAAGAAAGGCAAGGUGUCUUCAGUGAAUUUUUUUUUUUUAUUUACAAAAACCCAACCACCUUUGAUUAAAAACCGACAAUACCGCUUCAAUCAAUUGUUAAAUCAAAUCAUUUAUACUUAGUUUCCUAGACACAACUAUUCCAGACACGGCCAGUCUAUGUUAUCGAAAGCAAACACGAGAUUACGCCACAUACAGCAUAUUUCCACCAUUUAUCAAAGAUUGACGGCAAAUCAACAAUCAGGUGCCGCGCAUGCGUCCCGACAUCAAUUACGCUGCUAUUAAUUUGUGCUGUCGACAAAUCGCAACGAGAAAUGCAGCAGGCCAUAGUUUGCAACUCACUGUUACGCAACUGCUGAUCCAAGUCUCGAAGAGUGGCACCAAAAUAUACGAGUAGUGUGGUCGCAACGCACGUGUCAAAACAAAAACUCGCCAUAUUGUUUCCUUGGUCGAUCAGAGCUUUCAACAUCACGCCGCAGUGCUAAACAACAGACCAGGGCGCGAUGUGCAAGGGGCCACUGCAACAAGCUUUGCUUUUGUUUUUGUGUGGAUCAUGUUUUCUUAUUUUGGGAACCUUUGCAGUGAAGUCAAAAUACGUGUGUCAAGGUCAGAGGUUACGCUUGCGUUGUGAAGGCGACUACAUAAUCCGCAUACUUGGGGCCAAGUAUGGACGCUUGGAGCCUGGAAGCUCCAUCUGCCCACAUGAGAACAUCACCGAUAUGAAUUGUCGAGCGCCUGAUGUACUUCUCAAAAUGACUGUGAGAUGUGGCAACAAACGCAAGUGUACCGUUAAAGCAGAUCACACAAUGUUCGGAGAUCCUUGUCCUGGGACUUUCAAAUAUCUGGACGUCAUCUACAGAUGCAUUCCUGGCGAUACAUGGACCCCAACGCCAACGUCAAAACAGCCAGAAUCAAACCACCAUAGUAAUCGGACAAAUACAGAGACACCGAAGUCACCAACACCGAAAACAACACACCCUGCGAGUACCAACGCCACAACAGAAACACAAGCACCAACUUCAAAAAGCUCAACAAAAACUGUCAACGAGACAAUAGGAUCAAACAAAACUAGAAUAUACCUCACUACGAUAAAGCCUACCACUUCCAGCUCGAGAGGAAGGCUGUCUACUGGGACCACGGAACAAUCACCUCCAAAGGCGCCAGAGUCGGAGGCCUCAGAGAGCCGAGGUGAGGGGUGGGCCUUUAUAGCCCUGCUGAGAUCUCUGUACUUCACAUACCUGUUAAUCAAAGAGAACCCACGUCACACUCUCGUCGUGUUCCUCUCAGGGGUAGCUGGUGCCACUGUUUUCUUGCUAUUGUUCUUGUUAGCCAUUCGUCUUUGCAAGAAACAGCGAAAGAAGAAGAAAUUCUCCAUGAAGAACAGAAAGAGAGACGAGGAAGACGAAGGAAACAAAAUUAAAAGUGUUACGAUAGAAUUACAGGGCAGCGACGACGAAACAAAAGAAAUCAACGUUAAUCCGGGAGAUAUCAUUAUUAUAGACCACAAUGACGUUGAUCGAGCAGGCAGCGAGGACCUUGGAUAUCUGUCGGAAAUUGUCCGGUUUUAUAAUAGUCAAAACAUUGGAAGUGACGAUCAGAUAUCGAUUAGAAAGCAAUUUUCCAUUUGCGACAGUCCGUCAGUGAUAUCCACGGAGGCGAGUGAAAGUAGAGACAGUAAGCAUGACUCAGUUGGAAUGAAACAAUGUUCGUGUCAGCAUGGUUCGUUGCUACGUCCUUCCUCUCCACUAGGUGUUAUUUGAGAAUUUUAAACCCAGUACAGUUUUAGUCUACAACAAUACUUCGUCGGUUUUUUUUAUUGAGGACAGAAAAUUGAUGAUUUAGCUUCUCCGUGAGGUAACCUAAAACUGCAAUCUACGAAUAACUGGAAAAAACAGCGUGGCACGAGAAAUAAGCAGAGAAACACUGGAAAAUCUCCCAAGCACCCUUAUUCUAAUUGCCAUUUAGAAAAUGACCAUCUCAGUUUUGUGUAGGUGAUUUUCUUCUGUUUUUACUUCAAGGGAUUUGUUACCUUGUAGCUGCAUUUGAGCAAAUCUUCUCUUUCUGGAAAUUUAUUAAUCACUUCUAUGAUUUCCUAUUUUUUUCCCAAAAAGCAUAAACUAACUUUUUCUAAGUUUAAAUGCAUUUUACAAGUUUAUGUUCUAUAUUCUCAGGCAGGCCUGGAGUAGACAAAGAAAAACUUGAUCUUGACUUAUUAUGACAUAACUUAUUUUGAUAUACAAAAUUUGGUAUUGUUCCUUAAAGAAACUGGUUUUAAUUUAAAAAUUAUAACUAUAUGCUGUUAACUAGCUUACUCCCUUUUUUAUCAGGAAGGCCUCAACCAAACAAAUUUUUUUACCCCUUACAUUACCCUUAUGUCUCAACAAACUCGGAAGGCCCCAUGAAAAUAUUUUCUUAAAAAAGGAACCAAAAGUCAGAUGUCAGUAACGCAAUUUAAGAGUCUGUAAGUGAUAAUGUGCAUGUUAAGAAAAGAUUCAAAAGUUUGAUAAGCCUGAAAAACAAUGCCAAGAUGGGUGGGUACGGAUUUCAGUAUAGUUAGUCAAAGCCGUGUAUUGUUGUAGUCAUCUGUUCAUCAAAGCUAUGCAUGUGGACCUGUUGAUAAGCAGAAAACUUGUCCCUGGUCAAAGAAUCGUCCCCCAUACAAAGUCAGCUCGCGCCAGAGAACUUUUAAUACAAUUCUUUAUAAAGAGUAAGGAGCUAUUUCUACGACAAAUCACAAGCUUGACUCGGGGGCUAGGAUGACCCUGGGUGGAGGGUCACUCGCUUACAAGAAAAAGUGACUUUGGAGGGUCAGCUUGUCUUUUCUAUGGACUUAUAAGCAGGUCUUUGGUAUCGUAAAGUUGAGGUGCUCAUUUCUAAGAAGCAUGAAACACCUUUAAAUGCGUCGAGUGGUACGUAUGACGUCAGGAAGAAAAAAAAUGGUAAUGAGCAAAUCGACAAAUUUUCCCUUUCUAUUCACGUGGAUUGAACCUGUCUGGUAGCGAGGAUGGAAACGGAUAGUAAUACAGAUAAGAAUCUAGGAUCUUUUUAGGUUACGUUAAGAAAGGUUCUUAUGUUUGCAAAGUCUAUUCAGAAUUUAGACUAAUUAGGUCUUUAAAUAAGCUCCUAUUUUUAAGUGGAAAGGUGAGAUGCUUACUGCACGUUUAAAUUGUAUAAUUAAGUACAAAAAGUAAGACUACAUUCCAAGGAAAUACACACACCAAGAUAUAUUUCUAAUCUUUUUGUGCUCAAUACACUGCCACAUGUUUUCCAAAUACGAUUCUAAGCAAGGACCUGUUCCAAACGGCAGGCUCAACAGGUUCUUAUAAAAUGAGAAUUAAAAUCCUAAAACUUUAGCUUUCAGGUUCUUAAUCACAAGGUCCACAUGGGCGGGAGUCCACUGCAUGUACCAGCCGGGAAAAGCGAAUAUCACGUUUUCAAGUUGCCUCCAUCCGCCGAUAUUACACAAAAUGUCUUGCUACUUGAAAUGCUCUUUCUGCAACUUGGAUUGACUCUUGCAUAGAUUUAACUUGGAUUUCUUUCUGUAAACACUGUAUUGACAGUCAAAAAAUGUAAAUAUUUUUAUUUUUUUAUUGACACAUAUUUUAUGCAAAUAAAAUGUAAUUACAUUAUUAA
Molecule: messenger RNA, 3751 nt
Organism: Orbicella faveolata
Lineage: Eukaryota; Metazoa; Cnidaria; Anthozoa; Scleractinia; Merulinidae
Molecular function (GO): carbohydrate binding
Source: RefSeq, a predicted model, not a curated record